Phanerochaete carnosa HHB-10118-sp is the source of this 678-nucleotide messenger RNA. RefSeq lists its product as uncharacterized. The annotation marks the transcript as partial. The record is from RefSeq and is a predicted model, not a curated record. The transcript is spliced from 2 exons. Gene Ontology annotation, molecular function: protein kinase activity; ATP binding. Gene Ontology annotation, biological process: protein phosphorylation. Lineage: Eukaryota; Fungi; Basidiomycota; Agaricomycetes; Polyporales; Phanerochaetaceae.
GUCGCUCUACGUCGAGGCCGCCAGCCAGGCGUACAAGUCGAGCCGGACAGGGAACCCGCGGUACCUCGCGCCCGAAUUGCAUCUGCGGCAGGACAGUGCGGACGGCGCUGCCGGCAGGAUCGUCGCGAGGCUCGUCGGCGGGAAUGCGCGCUCCAGCCCUGCUGUGCGUGGACGACGUCUGAACACCUCGAGCGUCGGCCUCUCCCCUGCGAUUGCCUCGCUAUUCAGCGGACCCGUGUUCCGGAUAUCGCCUAGUGGUCGUCAAGACGAGGCGCCCGACCUGUUUUCGUUUGCGAUGCUCUGCGUCGAGCUCUACACUGGCCAGGAGCCAUUCGUGGCGUCGCAUCCUAGUGCGACGGACGGGCAGGUCUCGAACCUCAUCCUGCAAGGCACGUGGCCGACGCCGCUGCCGGCGGCGAUCGCUGCGCAGCUAGGUUUGGUGCGUGUACUCGAGCGCUGCUGGCAGCAGAACCCGGCACGUCGUGGAGAUGCGGCUGCUUUGCUCGCGGACAUGCGCGGUCUUGCUUAGCGAUCCAUCGUGGUACUCCAAUUACGGACGCCAUCGCACAGUUACACUGAGGCGAUUGAUACUUUAUUCGUUUUAGAUCUUUUUUUAUUCCGCGAAGACCUGUUUGCACUUUAUCGCUCUUAUAACGUAUAAGUGGGACUACGUUUUUC